AUGCAUUUUGUUCUUCGUCGCGCAAGAUCGACUAAAAUUUCAGAAACGUCACGACUGCCUCCUUCCUCAGUUUCCUAUCUCAGAACCCUAAACCCUCUUCUCUCUCCGCCGUCACCUCAGCCAUUACCCCGUCGGAACUUGGACCUUGCCGCCACAACCUUCGAACUCGAAGCUUCCCCGCCGUCACCUCAGCCACUACCCCGUCGGAAUUGCCCUGUUUUUGCAGAGUCUUCUCCGGCGUGGUUCUCUCUCCUCUGGUCACUAAUUUCAACAGCUGAGGAUCAUGUAGGAUUCAACGGAUCGUGGAUCGGAGUCCCGGAUACUCCGAACUCGCAAACCCUAGCCAAGAAGAACACCCGAGGGCCGUGUCGGCAGUUGAAGAUGGCGAAGGUCACCCGGGUGACCAACAAUCGUAUCAACAUCGGAUACGACGAGCGACAUCGGGCUGCACCGAAGCCGGAGUUGCAUAGCUCCUUGGCCAAUGACAUUGGUCACGUCGUGCAUUCCCAUUGCCCGAUGCAAUGGAAGUCUUGGAAGGUCAUGCUCGACGAGAUCAAGACUGAGGUGCGUGGCCAGUUGUCGGUAUGGAAGUCUUGGAGGACCUCGACGACGAGUCGUUGGCAGUGGAAGAGCGACUUGCACCACCAUUUUGAGGCUUUUGAUGAUCCGGAAGUCACUCUUCAAGAGGGUUGCCCGAAGGAGCUUGAGGGGCGGGAGGAUAGUUGGGCGUGGCUCUGUGCUCAUUUUCAGGCGCCCAAUUUUGUGAAUAAAGCCAAAGUCAAUAAGGGCAACAGGAAGAAGAAGACUUUUCUCCACCAUUUAGGUUCCAGGCCCUUCUCAUAUAGGAUGGAUGCACGGCGGCGGGAGGGGUCCAAAUUCCCAGAGAUCGACGUCUUUGGCGACGUUUAUGUUCGACCUGGGAAUGAGUUGGCCGAGUCCCUUCAUGAUGCUGGGUUUCAGAUCUUGACGGAGACAUUGGAUCAGACUCUCGGGAUGAGGCCGGGAAUAUAUUGUCGCGGGAUGGGGAAUGCACGACAGAGGGAACCUAGACCUCGGUCAUCGUUGCAGGCAAACAGUCAGGUGACUGUUUUGAUAUCACGGGUGGCCGAGCUUAAGGGUCAGAUGUCGGUGAUUCUGCAGUCUCUCGCGCGGUCCGACAUUCCAAUCCUGAAUUUUGGUGUGCCGACCUCCGAGCCCGUCCACCCCGAGCAUCCCCACCAGACCACGACCCUUGUAAACCCCCAGCCCCAGACCUCCGAGCCGUAUAUGCCAGAUGACCAUGUAGAUUUUGGAACAUUAUUUGAUUAG
Messenger RNA from Prunus armeniaca (apricot), 1308 nucleotides. The record is from the annotation of a GenBank genome assembly. NCBI's taxonomy places the organism in Eukaryota, Viridiplantae, Streptophyta, Magnoliopsida, Rosales, Rosaceae.